Messenger RNA from Drosophila albomicans, 5917 nucleotides. Its product is annotated as mucin-4. Bases 504 to 5033 code for a protein of 1509 amino acids. The transcript has 9 exons. Lineage: Eukaryota; Metazoa; Arthropoda; Insecta; Diptera; Drosophilidae. The record is from RefSeq and is a predicted model, not a curated record.
GUCGGACUCUUCGUAUCGCGACUUUGAAAAUGAUUUUCAAAGAAUAAAGUUUGUUCGCCAAGCCAAGAUGUUGCACCUAUAAAAGUAAAUAUCGGCUACAAUGUUUAUAAUAUUUGAAUUUGAACAAAACGUGCAUAUUCGAAGAAAAUAAAUCGCGUACUUGAAGCUUGUGUUUGUUUGCGUUUAAACAAGUAAACAAUUUGUGCAUGCCGCAAAGUACUGGACGUCUUGCCACAGCUUUGUUUAAACCAUCUACUACGCCUACACAAAACAUGAGAUUAAGACAACAAUAACCAGAUCGACAACAAUAAACAUUAACAUCAGCAAAAACGACUCGAACCAAUUUUUAUGUUACUUCGUUUGCUGCUGCGUCUAUUAAACUGGGAUUAACAUAUUCGAAUAGAACAAUGUAAGCGCACAACGGAUGAGCAAUUAUUUGUCAGCAUAAAAGGCAUUGAGGCUACUUCAUUUCCUGGAGAAACAAACACAAAUUAAAAAUCAGCAUGUCUUCCGGACUGAUGUCGUGUGUGCGUGAAAACUCGCCCCCACUCGAGCUGGAUCUCUGUGGACCAUCGGGUCCCUUAUCAUUGCCCGAGGGCAAUAGUCGAUCCCAUGGCUAUCACGGACCAGCAACAUCGACACCAAUUGCCAGUCCGGUGGCCGCAGAAGAUGCUAACAGUUCAUCGAAUAUGGAGCAUCAACACCAACUGCAGCAACAGCAGCAGCAGCAGCAGCAGCAACAAAAGCGCCGUCGCUUCCAUCCGCUACGCAAUUUGCGGCGGAUCUUUCGACGACGGACAAUCAAUAGCGCCGACAGUGCUGUCGUCGGUGCCACUGGAGAUUCCUCGGGCGUGGGAUCAGUUGUGGGACCCGGUUCGUGCAACACAUUGCCGCCACCAGCGAGCAGUUCAAGUGAGAAAAAUUUGCGGAGUGUUGCCGCUGGAGAUUCGCUUGGGGCAUCCGCCUCGUCGCCAGCAUCGCCUCUGACCCACCAACAGUUGCACGAAAGCUAUCAGACGCAAUCGCUGCCCAAGUCCAAAUCAUACGGCUCCCAUCGCGAUGAGCUGCUGAGCGUGUUGCUGGGCAAGAAGAGAGCUAGUAAGCAACAGUUGCAAUCGCAGUUGCAAUCACAGCCGGGUCAAGUACAAUCCCAUUCCGAGGCCAUGUAUCAGACGCAACAGCGACAGCAGAUGGGCGUGGCCGUCUUCCCAGAUUCGCUGGGCAUGAGUCGCAGCAGUUACUUUAUGGACAAGCGCCAUCAUCAGCGACAGCUGCGCAGCGUCGGGGAUUCUUCGCAGGAGCUGAACAGUGGCGAGGACAGCGGCGCCGCUGGAGGAGCAGUUGCUGACAUGUCCGACAGCCAACGCAGCCUCAGCGAGGGUCGACUCCUCGAUGUCGAUGUGGAUGGCGAUUACACACGCGAAACCCUUUCGCAAUCCCAUGACAGCGUCUUCUCUGAGUCAGCGACAGCCAGCAGUCUGUCCAUCGUGCUAAAGGCGGAGCUCACCGAUGUUCUGCGCAAGCGUCGCAAUCGUCCGGAUGCCUCUGAUGAGGAUUUGGGUCUGCCUCGCAGUCCGGCGUCGCCACAGCGUCAUGCAGCCGCCGGACAGAGUCGCAAGACAGCUGGCUAUCAGUCUCGAGUCGCCACUCAGGGUCACGAGGUGUCCUCAUUGAGUCUGCUGAGCUCCAACAGCACCGAUGGCGAGGACAGCAGCCAAAGCCAUAGACAGCUGAUGUGUAAGUCGAUGAGCUCCGACAUUCUGCGCUCCCAUGCACCCGAUGAGCAAGUGGAUGGCGUCAGUCUGGACCGUCAGCGAUUGUCGCAUGCGGCGGCCAAGCACAAGAUGGCCAUCAGGCCGGCCAAGAAGAAGGGUCCCAGCCGGCAGCACAGGAGAACUCUUGAGUCUUCGAUACCGGAGGCCAAUGAGGAGUUGGCCAAAUUUGGACAGACGCAGCUGCAAAAUCCCAGCCUUAGGGCUGUCAAAGAAACCGAUCUUAAGAGCAAAACACGCUCUCUCCCGCCGGGCAGCAGUUUGACUGCCACAAGCAACGUCACUGCCACUGCCACCAACUCCACUUCUACUUCCAACUCCAGCUCCAUUUCUAGUUCUCACAUGCGUAGCAAGACAAUCGAGCAGAAGAAGGCAACAACAAUCACCACAAUCAAUAGCAGCAACAGCAGCAACAGCAACAGCAACAACAAAAGCGAGCAACACAUGACAAGCACUUCGAGCACAUCGACAACAUCUUCGUCCGCCUUUGGACUGCGUGCACUGACCUUCAAGGCGGCCAAUUCCCUGUUCGAUGGCCGCGGCGAAUCCUCCACCGAUGGCGACGACAUCAGCAGCCAGCCAUCGGACUCGGAUCCCGGCUUUCUGCGUCGCCUGAUGCAACGCAAUUCGAAGCGCAGCAUUGCGCGUGCCAACGAUGGAGUCGAAGAUCUCGAUGCCACACACAAUGUGGCCAAGAAGCUUCAGAUCUCCACAUCGUGCCUGGAGGCAACGCAACGCGAACCCAUCCCAGUGCCCAACAAAUCGAAGAGCGCCACAUCGCAUGAGCAGCACAUUCAGGAGACGCGUCAGAACAUCAAGCGGGAGAUCCAACAGGAGGGCAAACACGGUCUCAAUGCCAUGGUCAGCAACUAUGGAGUGCAUCCACAGCCGCCGACAGCGGUCAAGCCCAAGUCUGGGCCUGCGGCAAGGCAACGUUAUCUGCCCCAAGAGCUGGCGCAGCACGAGAACACAGCCAGCGAUGUGACCAGUCUGCUAUCGAAGCAGUCGCGUGGCAACGACACUUUCCAAUCCACGGCUUUGGUGCGCGAGCAGACGCAGUUGAAGACAACGGAGAUCGCAACGACAACAUCAACGACAACGACUUCCACACACUUUGAGCGCAAGCCACGCAUUGUGGGACUCAGCGCCUUUCAGCAGAAGCUGUCGCGUUCGAGUGACUCGAUGGGACAGCACUCGAGCUCCUCGAAUUCGCUGGAGACGAGCACCGAUGAACCGUCUCCACUUUAUUACGAGGAGAAGCAACGCAAGAUGGUGGAGAAAUCGCGCAGUUUUCGCAACUAUCAGGAGGAGCGCGAGAGCAGCGCUCACGAAGCGUUGGCCGUGCACAACAAUAUGCCCAGUUUGCCGGAUCUAUCGAUCAGCUUCCGUGUGCCAGCCUCGUACUACAGCAAACAGCAGCUGUCAUCGCCGUCGCCGCAGUCCCCGAUGUCCCCAAUGUCGCCCAUGUCGCCGAGUGCCAAGUGCGCCUCGCUGGGCUUCGAGAUCAACGACAACAAGUUGCUGCAAGCGCGCGCCGAGUCCACGGGCAAGUUGCCCAGUCCGGCGAAGCUGUCGCCACAGCGCAGCACCACGUUGCUGGUGUCGAAUCCACAUCCCACUCCCAGUGCCAGCUCCACCAGCAUCUCACAGAUCGAGCAGAACAUUGAUUUGAUUGUCAAGUCGCCGUUGAUAAGCGUCUUACGCAAAUCGGGUGCGGUAAAUGAGCAAGUCAGCUUGGAGCAGCAGCAGCCACCGCAGCGACCCAAGGUACUUGAGCUGAAGCAGACCACAAGCAUAGCCAUCAAGGAGCCGAAGCCAGCGAGCAGUCCACCCAGCACGCCAGGCAAAGCAACAACUCAAGCUGAGACACAGCCCGAGUUCAUGAAGAUCCAGCUGAAUCGCGUAGAUCAGGCGCGUCUGCACAACAAGUCCAAUCAUCUGGUGCUGGCCAAGAAUGUGAAGUCGCCAGCUGAGCGCAGCCAGAGUAGCGAUGAUCUGAGUAUGCGGCGAUUAAGUGGCGACAGCACUGGCAGCAUACAGAUUGUGGAGCGCAGUCCAACGAAGAUGGCAACUCCAGCGUCGCCAUCGCCAGCAGCAGCAACCACACCUCACAGUAUUAGCCAACAACAGCGCGCUGUUAGCGCCAACAGCUUGCGCUCCAGCUAUGUGAGCACCAGUUCGGGGAGCAGCGCUGGCAGUAGCGAGCUGCUUGCUGCCUCGCCCAGCACACCAAAGAAGCCAGUCGAGAUUGUGGACAGCGUGCAGAGCAAUCGCUUUUCGCUGGAGGAACGCAAGCGUCUGUUCCUCAACGAGGAUAAAGCGCAGACGGAUCGCAAGCUGGUCGAGCUGCGCUAUGAGCGCAAGAAGUCCAUCAACGAGGAGUUGCAGCGCAAGACUGAAACCGCAGCUGCCACUCCAGUCUCUCCCAUCUCGCCAGUCAGUCCAGUGACGCCUGUGACUCCCGUUUCGCCCGGGGAUCAAUCCAAUGGCAAUGUUGUGGUGCUGCGCAAGAAAUCUUUUGCCAGUAGCAACAAUGGCAACAGCAACAGUUUGACAGCAACUGCAACGCCAAUUGCUGCUGCUGCCAACAGUCAGGAGGAUGGCACACCGGAGCUGAUGAAAGUCUUUGCUCGGCGUUCGCUUAAAGUCAAGGAUGACGAUGCGGUGGCCAUGGCUCAGGUGGCGGUGGCCACGCACAAGAAGAUCACCAAUGGCAGCCAGAGCGUUGACAGCGACAAGGAGAAUCAUUCCAACAGCGAGGAGAAGCUCGACAAAAUGCUGCCCAAGUACGAAGCACAGCUUAGUCUGGAGACGCCACGAAAUCACGCACAAAGUCAUGCGCCCGUUCAGACGCAAUCGAGUGUCAGCAAUCGCAGCUCGGUGGCCGAUUUUCGCAAUCUCAAUAACAACCAACAGCCAACCGGACAAAAGUUGGCCAAUCUGCCGCCCAUCAAGGUCAGCAAUGUGCGCAACAACAACACGAAUGUGGCCAACAACAAGGCGAACAGUCAGAGCCACAGUCCGAGCGUUAAGUCGGCCAACGAGCGUUACUCGCUGCAGCUGAAGCAGGCAACGCCAGCAACUGUUGCUGUCACAGCAACAGCAACAGUCGCCGCGACUGUAAAAUCAACUGCAGUUGAGGCAGAGACAGAAGCCACGCCCACCAAGGCAAUUGAACGCUCGGCGACAGUGGGCGAGUUCAAGGGCAUUCUUCAGCGACGCGCCGAGUGGGAGCAGCGAGUGAAAGAGGCGCUCAAAUAAAAGCGCUGUUAAUUAACAGAGCAAACGCUGUUAGUUAACAGCGCAACAUGCUGAUCAUGACUCCAAGUGCUUUUGUCUAGUGAUGCUCUCUAGUGUAAUACUAAACAAUAAACCAUUCUGAAUGCAAAACAUCCCCAUCCCAAAAAAAGAAACAGUCUCCACACUCAUUCGCCAGCACUCGUUAAUGCAUAGCGAGAAGCGAUUAAAAAGAGUACGAGAGUAACGAGUACUCGGAUCCAAAGAAACGAGUGGGAGACUCGACUCCGCGAUCGAUCUUCAAAAUGAUUACUUUAAAGGCUUUUCAACAUAGUAUCAUACAUAGUUCGAGUUUAAAUUGUUUGUGCAAGUCAAAAUAUUAUAUAACAUGUAAUAAUAAUCAGAAUAAAAAACAAAACACAAAAACUAUAAUAUACAAAUUUAAGGACUGUGAGUAAAAUUUACAAAAAUCUUUUUAUGAUAUUCGAACGAUUCGAUCUAAUUCGCUGUAAAGUUGAUAUUCUUCUCUAAUCUUAAUAUCUUAGACAUACCUAAGCUAGUUACAUAAAUACAUAAAUGCGAGCUUUCAAACCAGGAACAGUUUACAUACAAUACAUGAACUUAUUAAUGACUACAAUAAAUAUAUAUAAUAUCUGUAAUAGCAUUUAAUCUAUUAUUUUCAUACUCAUACACAUCAUAUACAAAACAAACAAUACUAUAAAUGCAUGUAUAUUAUUAAUAUAUCGUAUAUAUUGACAAUUGUUGCUGUUGGAAUUGGUAAACUGUUCAAGUUUGUGCAAAUCUGUUACAAAUCUAUUUACGAAUUGUUCAUCAAUAAUACAAAUCGACAACCUGUACGCUCGCUGGAGCAAUAUUCCAACCAUAUACAAAUAAAAAACCCUUCAAUA